AUGUCAACUACCUUUCCAGGACUCGUCCACGAUGCGGAGAUACGUCACGAUGGAUCAAACAGUUACCGUCUGAUGCAGCUGGGAUGCUUGGAGUCUGUGGCCAACUCCACCGUCGCCUACUCUUCCUCGUCGCCGCUCACCUACUCCACCACCGGCACUGAGUUCGCCACCCCCUAUUUCUCUGCCAACCACCAGUACACUCCCCUACACCACCAGUCCUUCCACUACGAGUUCCAACACAGCCACCCGGCGGUUAACCCCGACGCCUACUCCUUGAAUUCGCUCCACCACUCGCAGCAGUACUACCAGCAGAUCCACCAUGGAGAACCCGCCGACUUCAUCAAUUUGCACAACGCCCGGGCGCUCAAAUCGUCCUGCCUGGACGAGCAGAGGCGAGAACUGGGGUGCCUAGACGCCUACCGCCGGCACGACCUCUCUCUUAUGAGCCAUGGCUCCCAAUAUGGGAUGCAUCCAGAUCAAAGGCUCCUGCCGGGACCAAGCCUUGGGCUGGCCGCCACGGGAGCGGACGAUUUGCAGGGUUCGGUGGAGGCCCAGUGUGGGCUAGUGUUGAACGGACAAGGUGGGGUGAUAAGGAGAGGUGGGACGUGUGUGGUUAAUCCCACGGAUCUCUUUUGCUCAGUUCCUGGUCGCUUAUCGUUACUCAGCUCCACUUCCAAAUACAAAGUGACCAUUGCAGAAGUGAAAAGACGUUUGUCUCCACCGGAAUGCCUCAAUGCCUCUCUUUUGGGAGGGAUUUUGAGAAGAGCAAAAUCCAAGAAUGGAGGACGGUGUUUAAGAGAGAAAUUGGACCGGCUGGGCCUCAAUCUGCCUGCGGGAAGGAGAAAAGCAGCCAAUGUCACCCUCUUGACAUCUUUGGUGGAAGGAGAAGCUUUGCAUUUGGCCAGGGAUUUUGGCUAUACGUGUGAAACUGAAUUCCCAGCCAAGGCAGUUGGGGAACAUCUUGCCAGGCAGCACAUGGAACAGAAGGAACAGACAGCAAGGAAAAAAAUGAUCCUAGCAACAAAGCAAAUAUGUAAAGAAUUCCAGGAUCUGCUAAGCCAAGACAGGUCACCUCUGGGCUCCUCAAGACCUACCCCAAUAUUAGAUCUGGAUAUUCAGAGACAUUUAACACAUUUCAGUUUGAUUACUCAUGGCUUUGGAACUCCUGCGAUUUGUGCUGCCCUAAGCACUUUCCAAACUGUUCUCAGUGAGAUGCUGAACUACCUGGAAAAACACACAGCACACAAAAAUGGUGGAGCAGCAGAAUCUGGCCAAGGACACAGCAGCUCGGAGAAAGGCCCACUGAGGAAAACAUCAGAGGCAGCAGUGAAAGAGGGCAAAACAGAAAAGACAGACUAG
Messenger RNA from Candoia aspera, 1359 nucleotides. It is a transcript of the gene TFAP2D, whose product is annotated as transcription factor AP-2 delta. Gene Ontology annotation, cellular component: nucleus. Bases 1 to 1359 code for a protein of 452 amino acids. The record is from RefSeq and is a predicted model, not a curated record. NCBI's taxonomy places the organism in Eukaryota, Metazoa, Chordata, Lepidosauria, Squamata, Candoiidae. Gene Ontology annotation, molecular function: RNA polymerase II transcription regulatory region sequence-specific DNA binding; DNA-binding transcription factor activity, RNA polymerase II-specific. Gene Ontology annotation, biological process: regulation of transcription by RNA polymerase II; regulation of cell population proliferation; anatomical structure development. The transcript has 8 exons.